Cladophialophora carrionii CBS 160.54 is the source of this 753-nucleotide messenger RNA. RefSeq lists its product as uncharacterized. Gene Ontology annotation, molecular function: zinc ion binding; DNA-binding transcription factor activity, RNA polymerase II-specific. Bases 1 to 753 code for a protein of 250 amino acids. Gene Ontology annotation, biological process: regulation of DNA-templated transcription. The record is from RefSeq and is a predicted model, not a curated record. The transcript has a single exon. Lineage: Eukaryota; Fungi; Ascomycota; Eurotiomycetes; Chaetothyriales; Herpotrichiellaceae.
AUGUUUAAAUCAUGUCACUACUGCCAACAUCGAAAGAAGAAAUGUGUUAGACCUGCGCAAUCAUCCGCCAUCUCUGACAAUCGGUGCUUGGCCUGCCAGCAUCUUGAUCUUCAUUGCGAAAUCGGCAUCCGGAAAGCCAGUAUCAAGCGUCAACGGAAAUCCCAGCAGAUCGCCUCCAAGCUCUAUUCCAGAUUGACGGCAGAGUCUGAUCCCCUCUCGACUCGUCGAGGAGCACGAUCAGACACAGCUGUCCAGCGCGUCAACAAUGGCGACUGCCAACUGCUGGGACCUGAAACCGUCGCCAGCCCGACUAAGAUCAUUAUCACCGACUAUAACGCCGAGGUGCUUGACCGAUUGGAUCCAAGCGAGAAGUAUCAGAGAAUUGUACGACUCGAGUUUCCCUUCGUCCCAGAUGAUCUGCUCCGAGAUGACGCCGCCCUGACAUCGCCAGCGCUGAGCUACUGCAUUGACUUGGCGGCCUCGCUGUCGCUUCAAAAGACGUGCUCUGGUCUUUCGGAAGUUGCCAUGCAGAAUUUGACUGCAUUCCUGGAGAAGCAACAUUUGGAUACUGCUGAAGCUACCGGCCUCACGCUCCUGCUCCCCAGGAUCCAGUUAGAUCCUCGCCUGGCAGACAAGGUGAGUAUCAUUGUCCGUUCGAAGCCAGAGCUCAUGCUUGAAUAUAGGCUUUUCGCGCUAUUUGUGCGAGUGGCAAUCCUUCAGACAUACCUCUGCCCAUUGCUGUUGCCACAUUGA